CAAAUCACAGGUUGGUACCGGUGGCAGACUAAUGUGUUGUGUUUGAGCCGUACCAGUGGGGCAAAGGGGCUGCUCAAAUUUGAUGCGGUGUUGGCAGGUGGGGUAGGACUGAGUGGUACACAUGCACCCAAGAAGAUGCAUAUCUAUUCACAUGAGUAUUAUGCGGAGAAAGUUAGGAUCGAUGCAGACCAAGCCAUUCAUGAAAACAACAUCACUCACCGUGGUGCCAAGUUGAACAAGCACCUCGCUGUCACUCAAGAAAAGUUUGAGGCAGAAAGCAACAAGGUGAAGGAAGAGGUUGAGAGGAAGUAUAGAAAGGCGAAAGCGAAGUUUGCCAAAGCUCAUGAGCGCUUGAAGGGUGGUAAGAUGCCAAAGAUUGAUACAAAUGCGAAAGUCAAGGCCAUCCGAGAGCUAGGUCCAAUGUUAGACCGUAUAUUCCGCUACCUGUCUUAUGCAACCAGCAGCUGGAAGUUUUCAGUCCUCAUGGCUGGGCCUGACCCCACAAAGGGUGGGACAGCGGUAUAUGACUAUCACAUAGGCGAACUCAGGAAUGGUGCUCAAUUCAACAUGUUUUGUGAAAAGUUCAGCAGCAUCCAGCAAGCAUUCUUGGAAUUUACUGACAGGGCACUUGAAUUUGAAGCCACUCUGCCUCAAAACAACUCCGACUUCGACUUGGAGAGCAAUGAUAACACCGAUAACAAGAUGAACAAUAUCCAGACCAAUUCAAUGGAAGGCAGAGUGGAAGCUGGUAGCAGUGGUGGUGUUACGGCCAUGAAUUUAAACUUUCACAUGGACGACAGUCUAUAUAGGAUCUCACCUGAUUUGUUCAACAACGAGUCACAAGAGUGUUCUGCAUUAUUCGAUAAUGCAGGCCAGGGUUUCUUGUUGCAUGAGCACCAGCGACAGUCUACAUUACCCAGCCAGGCUUUUCAAUACCCGGACCUCAAUUUUGGUCAGACAGACCUGGACCCCAGCAUGCGAGCUUUGAUAGCUGGCAGUGAUACUCAAGUUCAGGUGCCUCCCCUGGGCCCUUUCAUCCCAGGUUCUUCGAUUGUUCUCAACGGCAACACGGAGAUCCAAAUGCAUCCCUUGGAUUCAUUCACCCCAAGCUCUACAUUCGCCAAGCUGCCAUUAUUCACUCUGAGCUCUGCAAUCUCUGAGCUGCCAUUGGUAUUACCCCCUCCACCAACUCCCCCACAGACCCCGCAAAUUCGUCUGCCUGCGGUUCCUGUCAAGCCCAUCCACAAAGAUCUAGAUGUACCUGUGCCUUCUUCCCCUUCUAACCAUCGUCGACGUGCAAGGGCACCCACAGUACAACAGCAAGUGCAUCUUCAAGAAGAACCUCGUCAACGCCAUGCACGCAAUGUUACCUUCAACAGGCGUGAGCUCGAUAAUGCCAUUGGGUCUAACUCCAGCACCAAGCAGAAACGAGGCUGUGGCGACGAUCUAGGCUCAAACAAGAGACCCAAGCGAGGGUAA
This is a messenger RNA of Suillus discolor, 1479 nucleotides long. RefSeq lists its product as uncharacterized. The annotation marks the transcript as partial. Lineage: Eukaryota; Fungi; Basidiomycota; Agaricomycetes; Boletales; Suillaceae. The record is from RefSeq and is a predicted model, not a curated record. The transcript is spliced from 7 exons.